Messenger RNA from Piliocolobus tephrosceles (Ugandan red Colobus), 2157 nucleotides. RefSeq names its product BTB domain containing 2 (gene BTBD2). Bases 561 to 1223 code for a protein of 220 amino acids. Gene Ontology annotation, biological process: neurogenesis. Lineage: Eukaryota; Metazoa; Chordata; Mammalia; Primates; Cercopithecidae. Gene Ontology annotation, cellular component: cytosol; P-body. The record is from RefSeq and is a predicted model, not a curated record. Gene Ontology annotation, molecular function: protein binding. The transcript is spliced from 5 exons.
CCCGUGUCUCCUUCCAAGGACACCAGCCACUAGUUAGGGCCCACCUUCCCCGGCACCUUCGUCCUGACUCAUGGUGUUAGCACGGGCCUGUUUCCACCGGGCCUCGCAGUCCGAGGUUCCGGGCGGAUGUGGACGCUGUGGUCGGGGCCCGUGUGGAAGCCACUGCCUCGGUUUCUGACCCGACUCUCGGGUGCAGUCAAGCCCUGGGCUGGAAUGGAUGGGCUGAGGGCCUGCGGGGGCGGUGCAUGUGGUGGGAGGAGAGCGAGGAGCUUCUCCCUGGAAGGCAGGGGCUUUCCCGGGAGCUGUGUGGAGGUCGCCCCGCGGGGCCUGGAGGUGGAGCCGUGCAGGAGUGAGAAGCAGGUCCCUUCCGGGCGGAACCACCUGCAGCUCCGGAGCUUUCCGGGCGGGGAGAGGCUGUUCAGAGCCGGCGUUUGCUGUGGUGGGAGCCGUGGAAGGGGACCGCCACGUCCUAGGGCAGGUGCUCCGCCGCGCGACUUCGCGAGCGUCUAUGUACCCGCACCGCGAGUGUCUGUGCCCCCGCUGAGGAUCCGGGACCCCCUAUGCUGUUUGUGCUGGCUGUGGGCAGCGCUGUCUUUGAUGCCAUGUUCAACGGGGGAAUGGCCACAACGUCCACAGAGAUCGAGCUGCCCGACGUGGAACCGGCUGCCUUCCUCGCACUGCUCAAGUUUCUCUACUCAGACGAGGUGCAGAUCGGCCCGGAGACGGUGAUGACCACGCUAUACACCGCCAAGAAGUACGCGGUGCCAGCGCUGGAGGCCCACUGCGUGGAGUUCCUCAAGAAGAACCUGCGAGCCGACAACGCCUUCAUGCUGCUCACGCAGGCGCGACUCUUCGAUGAACCACAGCUGGCCAGCCUGUGCCUGGAGAACAUCGACAAAAACACCGCAGACGCCAUCACCGCGGAGGGCUUCACCGACAUUGACCUGGACACGCUGGUGGCCGUCCUGGAGCGCGACACACUGGGCAUCCGUGAGGUGCGGCUGUUCAAUGCCGUUGUCCGCUGGUCUGAGGCCGAGUGUCAGCGGCAGCAGCUACAGGUGACACCGGAAAACAGGCGGAAGGUUCUGGGCAAGGCCCUGGGCCUCAUCCGCUUCCCACUCAUGACCAUCGAGGAGUUUGCUGCAGGUAACAGAGCUCAGGGGCUCAGGGGCUGGCUUGGGAGGGGGGUGGCACACAGGUGGGCACCUGGGUACCGAGGAUAGCGCCCCCGAGUUCACUGCAGAAAACCUGGCAGAUGCCUGGAGUAUAAAGAUAGCAAGAAACCUGGCUUGUGAGGGCGCGUCCACAGGGCCGUCUGUCAGCCCCAGCCUGGCUGCUCUGUCCCCACUGUACGCAUUGCCAGCCCCCUGCCCCCCAUGUCCAUCCAGCUGUGUUUUGGUGGAUCUCCCCAGGAGGGAAGGGAGUCCCCGUCUCGGGCUCUUGUGCUACCUGCUGGUGCAGGUACCAGUGUCCAGGACAAGCCCAGGAAGGCUCUGACAUGGCCGGGGCAGCUGUCGUGCUCCCAUGAGUGGGCCUUGGGGUCCCCUGCGGCAGGGCCUGGCCUCUGGGGUGACGUGAGGGGCAGCCCUUAUGAUGCCUCCUGCCCUCAUGUGGCUGCUCGCUGCCUGACGCCAUCCAGCUCUGGAACGUUCCAGAAGGGACUGGGACACUGGGACAGAGCCCUGUGGCUGGUGCACACUCGCCGUCUGGCCUCCCCAGGUCCACAUGGCCCCUGCUCUCACUUGACUGAAGGUCGCCAGACUUAGCAACAGGGUCUCAGUCUGUCACCCAGGCUGGGGUGCAGUGGUGCAGUCACAGCUCACUGCAGCCUCGACCUCCUGGGCUCAAGUGAUCCUCCUGCUUCAGACUCCAGAGUAGCUAGGAUCACAGGUGCCACCACCACACAAGGCUUAUAUUUGUAUUUUUUUAGGGACAGGGUUUUGUUAUGUUGCCCAAGCUGGUCAUGAACUGGGCUCCAGCCAUCCUCCCACCUCGGCCUCACAAAGUGCUGGGAUUAUGGGCGUGGGCCACCAAGCCUGGCCAGAUACAUACUUUUUAAGAAUACAAUUGCUGGCCGGGCGCGGUGGCUCAAGCCUGUAAUCCCAGCACUUUGGGAGGCCGAGACGGGCGGAUCAUGAGGUCAGGAGAUCGAGACCA